Molecule: messenger RNA, 802 nt
Organism: Morone saxatilis (striped sea-bass)
Lineage: Eukaryota; Metazoa; Chordata; Actinopteri; Moronidae
Product: ladderlectin-like
Exons: 7
Coding region: 69-542 (157 amino acids)
Molecular function (GO): signaling receptor activity
Source: RefSeq, a predicted model, not a curated record
AUUUCUUUUCCUCUUCACAACUCGCUACCUGUUUCUGCAAGUGCAACUUCAGAUUCAUCACAACAAAGAUGGCAUCAGUUCUUUGUUUUGCUGUGCUUUUGCUGAUCAGCCGACAGCAGCUUCUGACAUCUGCAGCUGACGGUGGCGCCUGCUCUGGUUGGAUUCCGUUAAGUGGUCGCUGCUUCAAGUAUUUCCAAACUCCAGAGUCUUUUGCCAAAGCAGAAUCUCACUGUGUUUCAAACGAUUCCCAUCUGGUCUCGCUCAGAAGUAAGGAAGAGCUCGAAUUUUUGAGAACUCUGGUGUAUAUUGUGAAUGCAGACAUUAAAUCUGUCUGGACCGGGGGCUAUAAUAGACCUGAGGAUGAGGAAUGGAAGUGGUCUGAUGGUACCACGUUCCCUCAGAUCCUCUGGAACUGGGGGGAGCGAAACAUUGACACUGUGGGAAACUGCAUGGUGAUGAACAUCCCAGUGUCCGAAAGUGUUUAUUUUGAUAACCUGAAGUGUACAGAAGAAAGAUCUUACGUCUGCAGCAAGGACAUGUAAUGGCCACCAGGUCGCAUCCUCCACGAUGAUGACAUCACUCCCACUGAGAUGUCAGGCCUCGAUGACAUCAACGCGGGAAAGUUUAUUGCUAAUUUUGAUCCACUUCCAAUUCACUUUAUUUUAUUCUCAAUGUAACAACAAUCUCAGACCAGAAAUCUACACUUCAGUCUGCAGAUUUUGGUUUCAUUUAAUAAACUUUACUUGUGAAUUGAAAGUGAACUUAAAACUACUUGCAUUCAAUAAAGACAAAAAAAAUAAAA